GACUGUCCUGACGUAGUAAUGACGUCAAGUUGUAAUGUUAAUCGAGAAUUUUUUUUGUUAAAUGUGUCAAAUAAUUAUUAUCUGUACAACCACUUAACCUGGGUGUGCAUGCUUUUAUGAGUUUGUUCAGCUCCAUUAUAUAAGAAGUAAAGAAUUGUCGGGACUAUAUAUAUAUGGGGUAAGUCUGCACUGUUCUAUGAUGGAAUGCGGAGAAAUGAUAUCCUAACCUGUAAAGGAUAGUGUGGGAAUAUGCUGAAUGACAGCUGGACUGAUUAGAGAUAAGUGUUCUUCAGAAGUACUGCUAUGCUGAGGCUUCAUUUGUGCCUAAGGUUUAUUAUUAGAGAGAAGAGACAAUCUGAACCUUAUAUUAGAGCAUCAUCCAAGUGUAUUUUCUAAAACAUGGCCUUUCAACCAACAGAGCAUCAACACGUGAGGUUCAAUCCUUUGCGAGGGGACUGGAUACUAGUGUCUCCCCAUCGCAUGAAGAGGCCAUGGGCAGGACAGGUUGAGAAACCGGUUGGAGAGGACAUACCCGCCCAUGACCCGAAGAACCCUCUCUGCCCAGGUGUGGUGCGCCCAAAUGGGGAGGUCAAUCCAAACUACGAGUCGACAUUUGUUUUCACCAAUGACUUCCCAGCCAUGCUUGAGGAAGUGCCAGCACCCGAAGAGAGCAAUGACCCUCUCUUCCAGGCAUCCCCAGCACGCGGCACCUGUCGGGUCAUGUGCUUCCACCCAAAGUCAAACCUGACACUCCCUCUCAUGACCUGCCAGGAGAUCAAGACUGUUAUUGAUGAAUGGAUAAAACAAAUGUUAGAUCUUGGGAAAAAAUACACCUGGGUGCAGAUUUUUGAGAACAAAGGGGCUGUCAUGGGAUGCUCGAACCCACAUCCACAUUGUCAGAUCUGGGCAUCAUCAUUUAUGCCCAAUGAACCAAAAUUGAAAGACACUAAUCAAAAAGACUACUUUGCCAAGUAUGGAAGACCUAUGUUGAUGGACUAUGUUAACAGAGAGCUUGAAAAGAAGGAACGUCUUGUAGUUACGAAUGAUGACUGGGUUGUUGUGGUUCCAUACUGGGCAGUUUGGCCCUACGAGACAAUGGUUCUUCCAAGGCGUCAUGUGUCUCGCAUGACAGAUCUAACAGAAACAGAGAAGACAUCUUUGGCUGAUAUCGUAAAGAAAUUGACAACCAAAUAUGACAAUCUCUUUGAAUGCUCUUUCCCUUAUUCUAUGGGUUGGCAUGGUGCUCCAACUGGGCCAUGUCUCCAAGAUGAUGUCCAACACUGGGUUUUUCAUGGUUGUUACUAUCCUCCUCUCCUGCGCUCAGCUACUGUCAAGAAGUUCAUGGUUGGAUACGAAAUGCUGGCACAAGCUCAACGUGACUUAACGGCAGAGCAAGCGGCAGAUAAACUUAGAGUCUUGCCGGAGGUUCAUUAUAAGAAUGCUUAAAGAUGUUUUGGAAAUGAUUAGUUUGUUAUUUAAUUUUUUUAUUUAUUUAUUUUUUUAUUGACUGACUGAUAGCAGGAUAUGUUCUGUAUAGGAGCACAAGAUUUUGUAUGUUACUAUUUUGCGUGUGUGUGUGUGUGUGUGUGUGUGUGUGUGUGUGUGUGUGUGUGUGUGUGUGUGUGUGUGUGUGUGUGUGUGUGUGUGUGUGUGUGUGUGUGUGUGUGUGUCUAAUUCCAGUUUUUUGUUUGAUUUUGGCUAUUGUACACAAAAUUUGGGAUUUGAUAUGG
Messenger RNA from Penaeus indicus, 1730 nucleotides. It is a transcript of the gene Galt, whose product is annotated as probable galactose-1-phosphate uridylyltransferase. Bases 400 to 1446 code for a protein of 348 amino acids. Gene Ontology annotation, biological process: beta-D-galactose catabolic process via UDP-galactose, Leloir pathway. The transcript has 8 exons. The record is from RefSeq and is a predicted model, not a curated record. NCBI's taxonomy places the organism in Eukaryota, Metazoa, Arthropoda, Malacostraca, Decapoda, Penaeidae. Gene Ontology annotation, molecular function: UDP-glucose:hexose-1-phosphate uridylyltransferase activity; zinc ion binding. Gene Ontology annotation, cellular component: cytoplasm.